Messenger RNA from Symbiodinium pilosum, 438 nucleotides. Lineage: Eukaryota; Dinophyceae; Suessiales; Symbiodiniaceae. The record is from the annotation of a GenBank genome assembly.
AUGAUGCAGAACUUCAAUAAAGUCACAAGGAAAUGCGACAAAAAUCAGGACCGAAUCUCCCAGCCACUCCCCUCUGGCUUGGCAGGGCCCGAUGCCUGCAUCGCGCAGCCACUGCAGGUGCGGAAAUACCUGGGGCAGACGUCCACUAAAGCCAACCUAUUUGACACCAAGCAGAUGCUCGUGAACUUCGAGUUGUCGGGAAUGGUGCCUGCCGGCAAGGAUGAUGAGUACGGAGAUUUGGUGGAGGAUUUCGAGAAGUUCAAGCGCGAGGCAGAUGAAUGGGCUUAUUCCUCUUCCUGGGCAGAGGCCAAUCCAGGAGGUGGCCGUGAUCGAACCGAGGAUUAUCUCUUGAGAUCCAAGACCCUCGCAGACAAAGCCACGAAGACUUUAGGUCUGAUUGUGGAUAUCCUGGGUGUGACCGAGAACAUCUACCAGUGA